GUGUCAAAGUGUGGAUUUCAUAUAGUAAAAAAAAAGGGGGACGUGCUAUAUCCGAAACGUACGAAAUAUAGUAAAUAUCGUAAAGGCAGAUGUAGUAGGGGUUGCAAACCGGACGGUACACAACUUGGUUUUGGAAGAUAUGGCACUCAAAGUUGUAGAGCUGGUCGUCUUUCAUAUCGAGCCAUUGAAGCAGCGCGUCGUGCUAUAAUCGGACACUUCCAUCGUGCUAUGAGCGGACAAUUCCGAAGAAAUGGUAAGAUAUGGGUAAGAGUUCUCGCAGAUAUCCCUAUUACCGGGAAACCUACAGAAGUAAGAAUGGGAAGAGGAAAAGGAAAUCCUACGGGUUGGAUUGCUCGUGUGUCCAGGGGACAAAUCCUAUUUGAAAUGGAUGGUGUGAGUUUGUCAAAUGCUCGACAAGCCGCUACAUUAGCGGCGCAUAAACUAUGUUCGUCAACCAAGUUUGUUCAGUGGUCGUAA
This is a messenger RNA of Capsicum annuum, 477 nucleotides long. Lineage: Eukaryota; Viridiplantae; Streptophyta; Magnoliopsida; Solanales; Solanaceae. The record is from the annotation of a RefSeq genome assembly.